Molecule: messenger RNA, 2556 nt
Organism: Fonsecaea erecta
Lineage: Eukaryota; Fungi; Ascomycota; Eurotiomycetes; Chaetothyriales; Herpotrichiellaceae
Exons: 2
Coding region: 1-2556 (851 amino acids)
Source: RefSeq, a predicted model, not a curated record
AUGUCUACCAUGUCGACUGUCCAGCGGAUGAACCGAAAAUUAUCCGAAGAACGCGAUGCUGAACGCGCCUCCCAGUUGGCCAAGGAAGCCGUUGAACUUUCAAAUGCUGGUAACAAAGUGCAAGCGUCAAGAAAGCUGAGAGAAGCUGCUGCGUUGGGUCAUGCCAACCCGGAUGUCCAGGCCGCCUUUUUCGCCAUCCAUCAUGAUGACCAACUCAGUUCGCCCCUGUUGGACCUGGUGAGGAGGUAUGCCCUCUACCACGAUAACUCGGCCGGCGAUGAGGCUAUCAAGUACCUAAAGAGCUCCGAGGCUUCUAAUGCUGCCCCGGUGGCUCUCGAAUGCUUGCAGAUCAUCCUCGAAUGCCGCCAGUCCACCAUGUCUGGUGCCCAAGAUUUCAUCAUCGCCGAACUCGCCAAACGGAGUUCCGCUGUUCGACAGUAUCUGGCUGCUGAGCUUCAGGCGUCGACGACCUCCUUCUUUGAGAAUGUCUACGAGAGGGGCGAUGACGCCGCCAAUUGCCUUCGCUCUGUCGUGCUCGAUGACACUUUGUGGCCAUCCGAGGACGUCCGACUUCGCGUGGAAGAUGAUCUCUUCCAGCUCUUCCUUGCCAAGUUGAUGGAAACUGGUCACGAUCAUGACGGCCGAGCUCUCAAAGGUAUCGCCCUAUUGUUGAUUGCCGACACGCAGCGGCUUCAUACAUUUAUCGAUGAGGAUGCGUUUGAAGCUCUCAUGGGCUCCCUGGAUUUAAGACUUCCUCCAGAUGUCCGGGGCCAGGCAACCCUCGUCCUGUCCAAGUACUUUGAAGUGGCGGAACCCGCCGGUCAAGAAUACCUCUCCAAGUAUAUCACGACCCACGUCCAACGGAAAAAGGGCGAUGAUCUCGUCCUGGCCUUUUCAGCGGGAGCAAGUCUCUUCCCAGUCAUUCCCAGCGUUGUGGCUCCACUCUUUUUGGUGGACGGCUUUCUCUCCUCGCUCAUGCCGCUUCUCGACAGAAAAUUCAGCAGUCCCCUCGUCCAUGACGCUUUCCUCUUCCUGCUCAACGCCGCCUGCAUCGACGGUGCCUGUCGGACGGCUAUCGCACAAUACUGUGCAUCUUGGCUGGCGGAUAAAGUGAGCAACGGUACUGGCAAACAACCAUCGGUGGCGGCCACCGUGUUAGCCAAGUUGAGAACGUCAGGAGUGAAGAUUGGAGAUCAGAGAGCCAACAAGGCGGAUGAUGAUGUUAGUGAACUCGUUGAUCUUUUCAAGAAGUCCCUCACCAUUGUUGAAGAAGGAAAGAACGUUUCUGACUCGAUUGAAGGCCUUGCGUAUACAUCUUUGAAGCCCGAGGUCAAGGAAUCGCUCGCCAAAGAUCGCAAGUUUCUCAAAUCCCUCCUUGAGGUCCUCAACGAGAACCGUGCUACCCCGGAAGUCGUGGUCGGCGGAUUAAGUAUUAUUUCGAAUCUGACACAUUAUGCGCCAAAUCUGUCGGAGGAGCAGAAAAAAAUGUCACAGCUGAAAGCAUAUGCGAAUGCUACCAAACCUGCCGAACCCAACCCAUUGGAGAACGACGAGCAUGUGCGGGCACGUUGCACGGCCGUGGUCGAAGCGGGAAUCGUGGCCUCAUUAACCAUAUUGAACAAGGGUAGAUCUCCGGCGACAGCACAGCUCAGCGAUAAAAUCCUCCUGUCCCUGUCCAAGAAUCCCAAAGAUAGGGGGAAGAUCGCGCAACAGGGAGCCGUCAAGCUUCUGGUUUCUCACGCACAGAGAAGUCUACAGUCAUCCGAGAACGCUCAAGCCAGCACCGACGCUGCACACGCUCUGGCGCGGAUCCUGAUCUCUCUGAACCCAGCGCACGUCUUCCCACCCGGAUCGACACCCGACAUUACUGACGCUGUACCACCGCUUGUGGCGUUGCUGAAGUCCCCGGGCGGAGCAGGUCUCAAUGACCAGCCACGAGAUCUCCUUCCAGUCUUUGAAAGCCUUCUUGCCCUCACCAACCUUGCAUCUGCCCCUACGUCGAACGCGGCGUCUUUCAUCAUCAAAUCCGCCUGGGACAACAUCGAAGAUUUUCUCUUAGGAAACAAUGAGCUUGUCCGCCGUGCGGCUUGUGAAUUAAUAUGCAAUUUAACAGUGGUACCUAGCGGAGCCGAGAAAUUCGCCGACGGAUCGAAACGUGCAGCACAACGAUUGCGCAUCCUUGUUGCGAUGGCGGACGUCGAGGACUUACCCACAAGACGCGCUGCCGGUGGUGCCUUGGCGAUGCUUACGGAACAGUAUGCCAAUAUCGUUUCGGCGAUGCUUGAGUUCAAACGGACGCCAGAAAUCCUUCUAGAACUAUGCAUCGACGAAGACCCGGGCGUGGUGCAUCGAGGCUUGGUCGUGGUCAGAAACAUGUUAUGUUGCGACGAAGCAGAUCGAGAAAACAAGCCUUUGGCAUUGAAAGUGAGAGAGGCAUUCAAGAAAGAAGGCGCAGUGGAGAAACUCAAGACUUCCCUGAAGCAAGCCAAAGACCCGGAACUGCUGAGUAUUGGAGUGCAAGCAUUGAAAGUCCUGGUGGACGAUCGGACGAAGUGA